CUUCACUUCGUCUCGUCUUGGCCAAGCAUUUCGACCAAAAGCCAAGCUAUUCGUACGCCAGCAGAGAAGAAAAAGGGUCCUUUUCCUCUUUCUACCUCUGCCUCACUUCUACAACCAAUACCAAUCAACUAUCUAAACAACCCCCCAAACACUCUUCAUUUGUCUCUCUCGCCUGCACAACUGGGAUUUCCAAAUUCGUCACCGAGAUCUUGCGAGAACGAACCGUCGCCUACGCCUGCGACAACAUCAACAAGACCACCUUACCCGCGAUUCACGACAAGAUGGACCUCAAUUUCCAACUUGCCGCCCGUCAGGUUUCUGCCUGUGCUCUUUAGAGACACGCAAAGGGACAUCUUUCAACAUUGCCUCUUGUCCCACGGGAGGAAAAACAUCAUUGCACGCUUUUCAACACUCCUCAAAAAAUAA
Molecule: messenger RNA, 426 nt
Organism: Colletotrichum abscissum
Lineage: Eukaryota; Fungi; Ascomycota; Sordariomycetes; Glomerellales; Glomerellaceae
Exons: 2
Source: RefSeq, a predicted model, not a curated record